GCCAUGUGUGUUUUUCUAAGCCUGGCCUACACUGGAAGCCACUUGCAGGUUCAGAGUGCUGCUUUGCUCGGUUUCUCGAGUGCAAACAUGCUGGGAAGCAGUUAAUGUCUGUAAAGCUUUGUGGGCGUCGGCUCCCCGUGGAGAUGAAUGGGGACGUUCGGGCAUCUCGACUACAGUUUCCUGCAGUUCGUCAGCUGCCCUGGGUAGUCCUUUUUCUGGAGGCUCUCCCAUCAAUCAUCACAGCUGGAGACGUGAUUUUUUUAAGUCAAAUCUCAGCUGCUUUGGAGAGAAGAAAGGCUCCGAUGAAAGAGGCACGUCGGUGUUUUGGGCAUGGAUUAGUUUGAAGCCAAGAGCUGGCUGUCCUUAUCUCCACCUCCAAAAGUGUAGCUCCUGCAGGGCCUCCAACAGCGAGUGCUGAAAGCUGUGAAGGUUUCAGGUGGGACACAAAAAACAGCUGCCAAGAGCGAGACCCUCUCCCUUCUCACAAAGCCAGGAAAACCCCAGCGGUCCCUCCGGGCUCCCUCACAGUGCCUCCUGCUGCCACUGGCACCCAAACUACAAACCGCAGCUCGAUUUUUGGGAAGACCUUUACCUCGAGCUGAACUUUUUGGUUUUGGGGUCUGCAGCUGCUAUGCACAGCCUGGGAGGGGACGGAGGGUUACUCUGCCAGCGGGCGAGGCACCCUGCCCCACCAGGAGGGAUCACAGGAGCGGUGCCACCCCGCCCCAGGGCGGGACCUGCCCCGCCGGAGGACAGGGAUGCCGAGCGGCGAGAUGCGCUUUCCCCCGGGAGGAAGGAGGCGGCUUGCAGAUGUGCUGCGGGGGAAGCGUGCCCCGGAACCCCCUUUAUAUCACCCCGCUCCUGAAAAGCAGAGCACGAAAUGCCGUGUAAAGCCCUGCCCGGAGCCCCCGAGCCUGUCCUGCAGAAGUUGGUCUGUUUGUGAUAAAAAGAUGAAAGCCUCGGUCCUGCUUUGCAGCAGAUUUCAUGUAACACGUGAGGGGAACUGAAGCAGAAACCAAAGCCAAGGCAAAGCAGCAUCUGACCUUGUCACUGGGGGGCAGAAAACAGCCACUGGUUCCACUGGUGCUUCAAUCAAGCUCCGUGGGCAAUGAGGAAUCGCAGAGAGCUCACAAAGUGCAAGUUCCCUCCAGGUCCGUGGGGUGAAUAAAAAUUGUUAAUUCUUGGCUUGAUUUGUCAUCCUUUUGGGGGAAAACAAAGGUAUGUGAGACUGGCCAUUACACAGUUAGACCAAGCACAACUGGGAGUGGAUUGCUCCGGAGAUGAGAGUGACUGAGGCCAGCAAAGCCAAGGAGAAGCCUGUUCAACUCCACAUCUCCCCGGGAUUCCUUGGAGAGGUGAUAAAGUGAGUAAUAAGGCGAAGUGGGAGUUAUAAAGUGGAUGCGACAGCUCCAGCAGAACUUCUUCUCACUGCCACAUACGCUCGUUUCAAAGCAGCCAACGUUAUUUGGAAAUCUAUUUGAGGAAAAAAUGCACUUUGAGCAUCUCUGCAGCUCUUGUGUCUGAAGCAUUGAUCAGGAAAAUUGGCAGCACAACGCCAACAAAGGAGAAGAGGAUAUGGUGAAGGCAGCUAAGGAAAUUCAAAUGGAGAACCCAAGAGAGGCAGAGACUCCCAGCACAGGGGCCACAUGUUCCCCACCAGAGGAACAAGCAAAAAAACCCUCCAUGCUCUGUUUUAAGAAGCGGAAGAAGUCCUGUAAGGAGGGGCUGGCUGUGAAGGAUGCGUGCGAAGGAGCCUCAGAGGAGAAAAGCCAAUGUGUCAGCGCUGACCAAGAGGAGGCAAAAGCUUCCAAUCCAUCACGAUCCUCCAAAGGAACCUGGGCAGCCAUCAAAAACCUCGCCAGGCCUUGGAGAAGGCAGAAGUCCUCCUCACGGAAGAAGGUGCCCUCUGAUUCCCAAGUGCAGCUGGAGGUGGAUGCUGAGGAGAGCUGUGCGCAGGACCUCCCAAAGAAACGGGCGAGCUCCGGGGUGAAGAUACCCUGUGUGAGGUUCUCCAGAGGCAAGAAAAAACCCAGCCCCUCCGAGGCAGUGGAGGAGUCAGAGGGCAGUGUUCAAGCAAAUGAAGUGAUGGGUGUUGUGAACAAGGCUAGUGAAGAGCCAGAGGAUUUGGCCCCGACGGACAAAUCUGAAUCCUUCAGCCCAGUGUCCGCACAGGAGGAGCAGGACAUGGUGAAGCAGGAGCAGCGUGGAAUGAAAGAGGAUCGGGAUAUAGUGAAAGAGGAUCGGGAUAUAGUGAAAGAGGAUCGGGAUAUAGUGAAAGAGGAUCGGGAUAUAGUGAAGGAGGACCAGGAUACAGUGGAGGACCAGGGUACAGUGAAAGAGGACCACGAUAGAGCAAAGGAAAGUGACAGCUCUGUUGGGAAGAGUGAGCCCUUGACGGAGCCCACACGUGAUGCAGAGGAAUAUUCAGAGUGCACUGUUCAGUCUGAGAUAACUGAUUCAGAGACAGUUGAUGAAACAGCCCAGGACAAAUUGCAGGAAGGGAGCCUGCCCCAAACCCCUGACGAUGUGGAGGGCAGGGAUGUUGCUCCCGAAGCGCCUGUUUCUAAAGAUCAACCUGACAAUGCCCCUGAAAUCACAGAGAGGCAGGAAAUCCCUAAUGCCUGCACAGAGAUGCCUGAAAGGGAUGAACUGGAAAAGAGCAUAAGUCCUCCUAAGGAGUGCAAAGCUGAGGAGAUUGUAACUGAUUUCAGUGAGCUGGCAUCUGGAGGUGAUGCAGCAAGUGUGCAGGAGGCAGCAGGUGUGCAGGAUGCAGUGAGUGUGCAGGAUGCAGUGAGUGUGCAGGAUGCAGUGAGUGUGCAGGAGGCAGCAGGUGUGCAGGAUGCAGUGAGUGUGCAGGAGGCAGUGAGUGUGAAGGAUGCAGUGAGUGUGAAGGAUGCAGUGAGUGUGCAGGAUGCAGCGAGUGUGCAGGAGGCAGCAGGUGUGAAGGAUGCAGUGAGUGUGCAGGAGGCAGUGAGUGUGAAGGAGGCAGCAGGUGUGAAGGAUGCAGUGAGUGUACAGGAGGCAGCAGGUGUGCAGGAUGCAGUGAGUGUGCAGGAGGCAGCAGGUGUGCAGGAGGCAGCAGGUGUGCAGGAUGCAGUGAGUGUGAAGGAUGCAGUGAGUGUGCAGGAGGCAGCAGGUGUGCAGGAUGCAGUGAGUGUGAAGGAUGCAGUGAGUGUGCAGGAGGCAGUGAGUGUGCAGGAGGCAGCAGGUGUGAAGGAUGCAGCGAGUGUACAAGAAGCAGUGAAUGUACAGGAUGCAGUGAGCAUGCAGGAUGCGGUGAGUGUGCAAGAGGCAGUGAAUGUGCAGGAGACAGCAAGUGUGAAGAAUGCAGUGAAUAUGCAGGAUGCAGUGAGUGUGCAAGGUGCCAUGAGUGUGCAAGAGGCAGCGAAUGUGCAGGAUUCAGUGAGUGUGCACGAUGCAGGGAGUGUGCAGGAUGCAGUGAGCAUGCAAGAGACCAUGGAUGUGCAGGAUGCAGUGAGUGUGCAGGAUGCAGCAAGCGUGAGGGAUGCAGCAAGCAUGCAAGAUGCCAAGAGUGUGCAGGAUACCACAAGUGUGCAGGAUGCAGGAAGUGCACAGGAUGCAGUGAGUGUACAAGAGGCAGCAAAUGUGCAGGAUGCAGCGAGUGUGAAGGAUACAGCAAGCAUGCAGGAGGCAGCGAGUGUGCAGGAUGCAGUGAGUGUGCAGGAUGCAGUGAGUGCACAGGAUGCAACAAGUGUGCAGGAGGCAGCGAGUGUGCAGGAUGCAGUAAGUGUGCAGGAGGCAGCGAGUGUGCAGGAGGCAGCGAGUGUGCAGGAGGCAGCGAGUGUGCAGGAUGCAGCAAGUGUGCAGGAGGCAGCAAGUGUGAAGGAAUGCUCCAGCCAUCAGGUAUUAGAAGCAAAUGCAGGUGCUGGUGUCAGCAUCGUCAUCACCAUCACCGAAGCUGAGGACUCUGACAACACCGACUCUGACCAGGCCUAUGAGCCGUCCCCAGUUUUGCACCACAAAAAGCAAAAAGGGAAUAAAAAAUCAAACAAGAAUGCUGAUGUUGGUCAAAGAGAGAGCCCCGAGGCUGGUGGCGGUUCCCAGGCAGAGGAGAAAGGCCUGGCUGACCAGGGGCACAGAACUGGGGAGCAGUACGAGCUGCUCCUCGUAGAAACCGCCUCUUCCCUGGUGAAGGCGGCCAUUCAGUCAUCCAUAGAGCAGCUGGUCAGCGAAAUGGCCCUGGAACAGAAUAAACACAACAGCUUUCUGUGAUGGCAGCCUUGCCCCAGAGAGAAAGAGCAGAGGGAGUGAUUUCAAGCUCCAUUUGGCCUGCGGGGCGUGUGGAGAACUCGCGAGCUCCCGGGGCCGAGGUGUAGUUAAUUCUGCAUGCCCGUUCAGUUGUGUGUCCACGUGAAACGCAUCCUGGGAUGUGGGCAGACCCUGCUGAGUGCAGUGUGUCCCCUGGGGCUUCAGACAGCGCCACUGACCACAGCUGCGGAAAAAUUAAGGUGUUACAGUGACUGUGUUUUCACUUAUUGGCACAUUUAUGUCAAGGCCACAUUUCUGCCCUCACCCAUGCCCCGCUUCCCCGCUGCUCAUGCUAUAGAUGUGUACAUACCAUGUGUUUGGAGAAAGGUGCUGAGAGGCAGUGAGUGCCUGACCUGCUGCCAGGCUGGAUUUGGGGCACACUGGAACAGCUGGAGGCUUGCUGGGGCUUUAUUCCAGAUGAGGAAGAGCAAAGUGUCUGCAAUAUUAACAUGAAAACACCGAUGCCAAGCUGUGCUCUGUGCUCUGAACAGGCCCUCGCUACGCACAGGCGCCAAGGACCGAGGUCACCGCUGUUGCAUGAAGCCGGCGGCUUCCAGCAAGCUCUCGCUCUCCUUCACUCGGCCUCUCCCCCUGCCAUGAGCAGCCAGAGCAUCUCCAGACACUUCAAAGCUCAGCAUCAGCCUCGUCUUGCUGACCCCGGGCUGCCAAGAAAGCGACAGCGCCGCGUUUGCUGGGGGACCUUUCUCGCACCAUUGAACUCCACGGGCAAAAUUCCCUGCGGCAUCCCGGGCGUGGGCUGGGCGGGAGCAGCCCUGCCGCAGGCAGCCCCUCUCCUCCCUCUCCUCCCUCUCCUCCCUCUCCUCCCUCCGUCCCCAUCCCCGGUGUCGUGGUGAAGCUCUCCUCGGAUGUAGCAUAUUUUUUUAUACAUGGCAUGCGAUAUAAAUAGCAGUGAGCUGCAUGCGUGUUUAGCAGUCAGCAUAGUUCGGGAAGCUGCAGUGUGCUGGGAUUGCUUUGAUUUGAUCUGGGUGCUGCUGGCACCCCCGGCUGCCUGUCCUGCACCACUCCCCGCUCACCACAAGCCCCUCCUGUCCUCAUCCAGCCCAGGCAUCCCUUGGGAAUGGAGCAUCACGCCCGGCUCGCUGCCACCAGGCUCUGGCACGCCAUGUAGCUCGCUCUGAAACAGGCAGGGAAGUGCUGGAGCAAUCUUACCAAAGUCCUCAGGGAAAAAAAAAUAAAAAUCCAGACAUGAGGGCCUGAGGACACGGCUGGAAAAUGCCUGGACAAGCCUCCUGCUGUCAAACACCCCAAACUGCCCUGCCCCGAGGGGGUUUGCAGUGUGUGUGUGCCAGCAUCGCCUCCCACUGCCAGCUCCGCGGGAGAAAGGGGCCUUUGGAUAAUAUGGGAUUGCAUCUGCAUGGCUGGGAUUUGCUUCCAGCCGUGGGCAAAGCAGUGUGCUCCUCUGGGAAAAUCCUCCUGCGUGUUCCUCAGCCGGCACGGAAAGAGCAGCAAUUGCUCACUGACCACGCACUGAGAUUUCCCUCCCCGGCGCAGACUUUGGAUUCCUGCUAAAACACAAGGGCUGUACCUGUCCCUCGUGCCCGGUGCACAACCACGUUUUAAACCUCGAUAAAACACCUCCUCAAUGUCACAAGAGGACUGCCAGCAGCAAGAGCCACAGCUCGUCUCUGUGCAAGUAAAAUUUAAAAAAAUCCAGACGGUGGUCAAGAAAAAGAAAAAAGUGUCUUUUAUUUUUUUCCUGUGAGUUUGUUUAUUAAGUUAUCAGCUAUUGAUAAUUCAGUGUGUAUGAUUUUAAUGGCUUUGUACUUCAUACUGGUCCUUCCAGAUAUUUUGCCAUCAUUUUGAAAAAGGGACUUUUAAAGGACUUUUAGCUGUACCUUUGGAGCUGCUGCAGCACCCCGGGAAGAGCCAUCCUGAUGCUGGGGGUGGCCUGUGGGAUUACACUGGGCACUGUGGCAGGUUGGUGCUGAGCAAAGGGCUGCAGCAACGCUGUGGCAUCCCACUGGAGUCAGCUGCAGAGGAAAAUGUCCAAGCUUUAGUAAAUAAACAUAAAAUUACCCCACAGGGCCAGGCUGUCAUCCUCUGUCAGCCUGCUAAGCUGUUUGGGGAGGAUUUCGUGUUAUUUCAGUAUUGCCUUUUAGGAAACCACGUCUUCUAAAAAGGAGGAGAAUGGCAGAAAUGCUUAGUCCAGGCCUGCCCUGCAACUUUCUCCAUGUCAGGGGGGUGGGUUUGCAUCCUCUCUUGUAGCUGGUUUUCCCUCUGUUACAGCUGUACAAAGAACUGAUGAUUAUUUCAUUAAAACUGAA
This is a messenger RNA of Prinia subflava (tawny-flanked prinia), 6554 nucleotides long. RefSeq names its product A-kinase anchoring protein 5 (gene AKAP5). The transcript is spliced from 3 exons. Bases 1576 to 4233 code for a protein of 885 amino acids. Gene Ontology annotation, molecular function: adenylate cyclase binding; glutamate receptor binding; molecular adaptor activity. Gene Ontology annotation, biological process: positive regulation of adenylate cyclase activity. The record is from RefSeq and is a predicted model, not a curated record. Lineage: Eukaryota; Metazoa; Chordata; Aves; Passeriformes; Cisticolidae. Gene Ontology annotation, cellular component: excitatory synapse; postsynaptic density; dendrite membrane.